Molecule: messenger RNA, 650 nt
Organism: Ziziphus jujuba (common jujube)
Lineage: Eukaryota; Viridiplantae; Streptophyta; Magnoliopsida; Rosales; Rhamnaceae
Exons: 1
Coding region: 129-545 (138 amino acids)
Molecular function (GO): calcium ion binding
Source: RefSeq, a predicted model, not a curated record
UUGACAAACCACAUUAUCAAUAUUCACUUCAAUUACAAUCUCAGAAUCCUCAAUUGAUCAAAUCCUUAUUUGGUCUACUCCUACUUUCUUAGAUAGCAUUAAUAUUACGCCAAAAAAGAAAAGAAAAAAUGAGUGUGGAAGUGUUAGAUGGUGCCACCAUCCUCAACUUUGUACAAGAUAAAGAAGCAUUUCAUGUUUUGGUAUGCGACCGUUUUGCUCACCUUGACACCAACCAUGAUGGCCUUCUUUCAUACGCUGAGAUGUUGAAGGAGCUGCAAUGUUUAAGGGUGUUUGAGACGCAUUUUGGAAUCGAUGUUAAACCCGAGCCAAGCGAGCUGGCUCGGGUUUAUGAAUCUCUGUUUGAUCAGUUUGAUCAUGACUCAAAUGGGACAGUUGAUCUGGAGGAGUUCGAGGCUGAAACCGAGAGAAUGUUGGUUGCUGUGGCUACCGGGUUGGGAUUCUUGCCCGUUCAAAUGGUGUUGGAAGAGGACAGUUUCCUUAAGAAAGCAGUUGAUCGGGAAUUCAUGACUAAAGUGGCUGCUUGAGAGUCUUAUGCAAUUUUACAUUUUUUCUACUUUUGGGUGUUUGUUUUUGUUUGAUUAAUUUUAUAUAAUAAUGUUCUAAUUAAUGGAACAAGAAUUGUUUUGUUA